CUCUCCCAUGAUGAUGAUACAACAACGCACGCCCAUUUCAACAACUCUCAAAUAUGCACAUUACCCUUCACAUCACACACACAUCUUGCAUUGAUUGAACCCCCAAAAACAAAAAAAAAAAACAAAUAGAGCAAACAAGACUAGAACAAAAGGGAGAGAAAAUAAAUUACAGAGACUGCAUAACAAAACCAUGCCAAGCAAGCUAAAAAAGGCCAUUGGAGCAGUGAAAGAUCAAACAAGCAUUAGCCUAGCUAAAGUUUCCAGCAACAAUUCAUCGAAUAUCGAGGUUUCAGUUCUCAAGGCCACCACCCACGAUAGCGUCCCCGUGGAAGAGCGCUAUGUGCAUGAAAUCCUCCAACUUGUCUCCUCCGAUAAAGCCCAAGCGGCCGCUUGCGCUCGAGCGAUUGGCAAGAGGAUUGGCCGGACCCGCAAUUGGAUCGUUGCCAUAAAAUCAUUAAUGCUUGUUCUUAGAAUAUUCCAAGACGGCGACCCUUACUUCCCUAGGGAGGUUCUUCACGCGAUGAAGCGAGGUGCCAAGAUUCUCAACCUGUCGAGCUUUAGGGAUGACUCGAAUUCAAGCCCGUGGGACUACACGGCUUUUAUUCGUACCUUUGCGCUCUAUCUAGACGAGCGUUUGGAUUGUUUUCUCACGGGGAAGCUUCAACGUAGAUAUACUCACCAUGAGAAGGAACCGUUCCAUCGUAGAAGCCGGAGAGCGAAUGAGCCGGUGCGUAACAUGAAACCAGCAAUGUUGCUCGAUAAGAUCUCAUAUUGGCAGCGAUUGCUGGAUAGAGCGGUGGCAACAAGGCCAACCGGUGCUGCAAAGACGAACCGGCUGGUGCAAAUAUCUUUAUAUGCCGUUGUGCAAGAGAGUUUUGAUCUAUACAAAGACAUUUCGGAUGGUCUCGCGCUCCUCCUCGAUAGUUUCUUUCAUUUGCAAUACAAUUCUUGUGUUAAUGCUUUUCAAGCUUGUGUUAAGGCUACAAAGCAAUUUGAAGAGCUCAGUGGGUUCUAUGAUCUCUGCAAAAACAUUGGUGUUGGGAGGACCUCUGAAUACCCAAGUGUGCAAAAGAUACAAGAGCUAAUUGAAACAUUACAAGAAUUCUUGAAAGAUCAAUCAUCUUUUCCAACGACGGGUCGGUCUCCAAACCGCCCGCAAUUGCUUCUCCCCGCGCCACCAUGCGAUGGUUCAACCACCGGUCGGCGUCACGACAGUUGCAUGACUGAAUUCACCGAUACAUCAGAGAUGACUUCUGAAUUCGGUUCACAAUGUACGUCCUUGGAAGAUUUAAUAAGUGCCACGGAGUUGACCGGGAAAAGCCCAUCAAUUUCAAUAGAUCUCGAGGCUUAUUCCAUUGCGGAUCAAUUCGAGAAACAAUUGCAACGAGAUGAUGCGUUUAGUGCAAAUGACGAUGCAGGUUCAACUCAAUCAUUGCCCGUCAUGAGUUCUACGGUAGAUCUUGUAUCCCUAGAGGAAUGGCCACAGAAAGAACAAGAAAUAGAAAAGGUACAAGAAGAAGAAGAACAACAAAAGCCAUUAGAGCCAAGUUCAACCACUGGUUGGGAACUUGUCCUAGCUGAGGUUGCAACAACAUCAUCACAACCAUCUACCAAUGGCUUUGACACCUUUUUGAGUCAAGAACAAGAACUGACACAGAUUGCAACAACAUUAACAAAACCAUUUACUGAUCGCUUCGACCCCUUUUUGAGUAAAAAACAAGAACAUAAGCAGGCUACAACAUCACCACAGCCAUUUACCAAUGCCUUCAACUCCUUUUUGAGUCCAGAACAAGAACAGAAGCCAUCAGAGUCGGGUUCGAGAGAUGGUUGGGAACUAGUUCUAGCUGAGAUAGCAACACCAUCAAGCCAACCGCCUAUCCCCAUUACUGAGGCUUUCAGUGUUUCAUCAAAAGACAAUUUGUACCAUCAAAGUUCAGUACCACCAUCAACCCGACCACCUAUCCCCAUUACAGAGGCCUUCAAUGUUUCAUCGAUAGACAAUUUGUACCAUCAAAGUUCAAUACCACAUCAAAGUUCAGUACCACCACCAGACCACUAUUACAAUCCAUUUCUACAAGAUACAACUGAAUUAACUGCCAUUGCAACUGUCACCACCCCGACCCCAACCCCGACAACAACCGCGACCGAUUUUGAAGCAAGUUUUCCAGCCAACGAAGGCUUUUCAUGGGGGCCAACUUUUCAAGCAACCCCAACUUUCUGUGCUCAAAAUCCAUAUAGUCCAAGUAUGGUUUUGCAGAAUGAAAAUGACCCUUUUGCAUCAUACCCAAUUGGGGGUGAUGAACAAGGUUUUAGUGGGUCGACGAACCAACAGAACUUGCUGCAUGAACAACAGUUGUGGUUGCAACAACAGAACAAGAUCAUAGCAAGGCAUACUGCUUGAUCCAUGAUACAAAAAGGCAUGUAGGCACUGUAAAUUAUUUUGUGAUCAAAUUUAGCUUGUUUAUUAUUUUUUUAUUGGAUUUUCAUAAAUAUCAGUAAAUUGAAGCAAA
This is a messenger RNA of Camellia sinensis, 2510 nucleotides long. RefSeq names its product clathrin coat assembly protein AP180. Gene Ontology annotation, molecular function: SNARE binding; phosphatidylinositol-4,5-bisphosphate binding; 1-phosphatidylinositol binding. Gene Ontology annotation, cellular component: clathrin-coated pit; clathrin-coated vesicle. NCBI's taxonomy places the organism in Eukaryota, Viridiplantae, Streptophyta, Magnoliopsida, Ericales, Theaceae. The record is from RefSeq and is a predicted model, not a curated record. Gene Ontology annotation, biological process: clathrin-dependent endocytosis; vesicle budding from membrane; clathrin coat assembly.